Messenger RNA from Camellia sinensis, 827 nucleotides. The record is from RefSeq and is a predicted model, not a curated record. Lineage: Eukaryota; Viridiplantae; Streptophyta; Magnoliopsida; Ericales; Theaceae.
UUUCACAACCCCACACAAACCCACCUUCUUCUUCCUUCCUCCUUCUUCCUUCUUCUUCUUCCCUUCUCUUUUCUCUCUCUUCUUCCUCACCACCAUCGUCUCACCGCCGGCAUCGCUUCCCUCUCCGUCCGACGAAACUCCGACGACCACCAUUUUUUCCGGCGAACCUCCAUUCUUUUUCUCUCUUUCUUCACUUUUUCAAGGAUAUGAGUCGCCGUGUCACUGCUCGGGCCUCCAAAAAGGCCAGGGGUGCCUCCUCUUCGGCGCCACCACCACCACCAUCACCACCAUCCUCGCCACCACCACCAGGAGACUUGCCACGGCCGGAGUGGGCUUCACGGCCUCUUCACAAGCUCACGCAGUUCAACCUGCCAUUUUUCCAGCAUGACGAGGACACUACUUGGGCGGUUGAGCAGCUCCGACUCCGGCAACAGUUGGGCAUUUGCGCUGUGACAGCGCCCACUUAUCCUCGCUUGGUCCGAUUAUUCUACCAGAACCUGCAUGAGACACCCACCACGGUUGGACUGCUCUCUAACAUUGAUGGUCAAGUUGUCCACAUCACCUCAGCCAUGAUUGCCACAGUGUUAGAGUUUUUCGCCAAACCAGAUUAUCAGCCUUUCCCGGAAGUUGAGGAUCAACAACCCAUACAUCACAUUGAGGAUAUGAGUCACCGUGUCUCUGCUCGGGUCUCCAAAAAGGCCAGGGGUGCCUCCUCUUCGGCGCCACCACCACCACCAUCACCACCAUCCUUGCCACCACCACCAGGAGACUUGCCUCGGCCGGAGUGGGCUUCACGGCCUCUUCACAAGCUCCUUUGGGCUGUGUAA